Apis mellifera (honey bee) is the source of this 6067-nucleotide messenger RNA. RefSeq lists its product as uncharacterized. The transcript is spliced from 4 exons. The record is from RefSeq and is a predicted model, not a curated record. Bases 409 to 696 code for a protein of 95 amino acids. NCBI's taxonomy places the organism in Eukaryota, Metazoa, Arthropoda, Insecta, Hymenoptera, Apidae.
UCGGCCGGUUUCAUCGCGGGGCCGCGUUCGACGCGGAAACGCGUAUUAAUAGUUCGGUGGAAAUGGAAUCUAGGUGAGGAACGGGUGAGAAACAGAGACUGGCGAGCUGUUAUGCGGCGUGGGUGAGACGGAUUCGCGCCGGAUUCGACUCGAUGUCCGCCAAUUUAUAGUCGGAUAAGGCCGAUCGAUCGCGGUUUCGCCUUUCGCGAAACGUGUUUCCAACGGGUGAAUUUCGGAAACGGGGCGAUCCACCGCGUUUCCACGCGUCCACGACGGGGUGGAUCAAGUUGUUAACGCGCUAUUCCUUGCUUGCCCGACGAUCUCCGCUCCCAUCGUUUCGCCUUUCGUGUUCGUGUUUCAAUUGUACCAAGUGAAAAGGAAAAGGAAAGGAAAAGGAAAGUUCUUGAUAUGAUUCGUGUUUGGGCUGGAAAUAAUUGGAAAGAUGGAACCAUGUGUCCCCAGCGUGUGUCACCAACCACUAUAAACUUCAGAAGGCUGCAAUUACUUCACUUUGCACUUUUUCAACCAACAUCGUUUAAAGUGAAACCAUGCUGCGUCUUUCAAGGAUUAGAAGACUGGGGGAUUAUUGAGAAGAAAAGAGGAAAAUUGUGGAGGAACUUCAGUGGCCUGCAAUUGAUCGUACGACGGGGGAAACAAUGUACGUGGAUCGAGAAAGGAAUAACAAGAAAAAGUUGAAACAGGUUGUGGAGCACCAAAGAAAAGAGAAGAAAAGAAAAAAAAAGAAGAAGGAAAAAAGUCCUAAUGGGAAAGAACAAAUUUACCAAGAAGGGAGAGGCAAAAGUGAGCCACGAGUUACAAAGGAUAUUAUAAGGAUGGGCAAUUCAACGAACAUUCACGCGUGUUCGAGCAACGACAAAAAUCAAAACUCGCGUCUGGCAUCGAUUUAAAAUCGGAUGGAGCCACUUUACGGAUCGAUGGAAAAAUUUUUCGACGAAACGCUUGAACGCUCGGCAAAUCUGUAACGAACAUUCAAGCUCGAUAAAGAACCGACGGGAAGGGAAUGUCGACGGAUUGAUGAAUUAAUAAAAAAAAAAAAAAAAAGGAAACAGGAAAAAAGAAGGAGAGAGAAACAGAGAGAGAGAGAGAGAGAAGAGAAAACAAAAAAAUAGAGGGAAGAAAAAUGCAGCCAGUCGGACUCGUGACGGAGCGAAUCAAGCUCUGAGAUCGCGUUUCCCUUUGUUUAUUCGUUCUUUGUCUAUUCAUUCACUCGCUCUUUUCAGGUUUGCCUACUAAUGGAAGAGCAGUUGAGAGUGUGUCAGUGAAACAGGUCGAUGUUCUGUCCGACGGGCCUGAAUUGAAUCCAUAGUUCGUCGUAAUAAUAAAAAGAAAACGAAAAAAAAAAAAAAAACAAAAAAAUAAAGAAAAAAAAACGAAAAAAGAACAUGGGAUUCCAUUUGCUUGGCAACUGGUACGACUGGCAGAAGGAGAAAUCAUUACCACGAUAUGACCUGCAUGCCAAGUUUUUCGCCUGUUUGCUUUAGUCCUGUGGUCGCGAUCCAUCAUCCUCUCCAUCCCGGUUUAUCUUUCAACGAACCCCAUUAUACCACCAUGAUCGAGUUCCUAAGAUAUUUUUCGGGGAUAAGAACCCGUUCUCAAGCGAUCGGUUCUCCGAGUCUUGAAAGUGGAUUUUGUUUGAUGAGGAUAUUACAUCAAAGUUUUACGCCAAUAUCGUAGAACUUUUUGUUUCUCUCCUAGAUUAUAUACGUAAUUUCCUUACGUAUAUAAAUUGUUUUUGAAAAUUGAUUGUUCAAUAUAUAUAUACAUAUGUAUAAAAUUUCUAUAUAUACACCAACAAAUUUGAAAUUUGAAACGAAAAUAGUAUAAACUUUGGGCUUGUUGAAAUAAUAAAAUUAGAUUAUUGAUGUACGUCGCUGGCUAUAAUAUAGUGCCUCUGUCAAUUAUGAUACAAUAGGUUCGAGAAGCGCAUUAUAAUAAAUCAUACUUGAUCACAGCUCGUUAAAGCAAAUUCCCAUUAGAGUUCAUUCAGUUGUAAUCCCCUAAACCGAAUAGUUUUGGUCAUUUAAACUCCUAAAGAAAAUUGCAUCGAAUCUCUCCAUUCAAAAUUCCGAAACGAAGAAAUAUGAAAAUGGCAAAACUCACUUAUUCAUCCAAAUCCUUUUAUCCGAAAUAAUCAUACCACUUCGAAAAAAGAAAAGAGACAAUUCCAAAAAUCUUUCUACGAAAACCCGUAAACGCGCCCCUUUAAACGCUUCCCACGAUCCACGAGACGAGAAUUUCGCAAUAUAAUCGCAUCUCUGCUCCGCGCAUCAUCAAUCAGUCACCUGAACACAGCCACGUGCACCAACUAUCCUCGAAUAAAGGGUCUGUUAUUGCUCCUCGAUUUACCUACCCACCCUUGGUGAUUCGCGAGGGGUCGCCGACACUGAAUUGCCAGCUUCCACGCGGCUGCUUCCACGUCUCGAGUGGCGUGGCUCUCUUACCUCCGGGGGGUUAAAAGGGCUAGGAGGAAUCUUUGAGCAGGAGGAGAACAUGGAAGGGUGAGAUAUAUAUAUAUAUCGACUUGCCCUAGACCUUCGUUUUACUUAGCCUGAGCUUGCACUUCCACGUCCCCAUUACGAGAUCUCGGAUCACUACCCCUCCGGCUAGUUGUGACCCCAUCCUUUCUUUUUCCUUCGAGCGUCCCUUUUCUCCCUCGCCGAUCCUCUCUACGUGCCCCCUCUCUGCGAUCCUCUCCUUCCUUCCCUUCCUCCCUCCCUCCUUCCUUUCCUUCCUUCGCUUUACGCCCACGCGCGAUAAGGGGCCUCGAACAAUGGAUGGGUUAUUACUAGGGGGGAAACACGCAGGACUACCAGCUCACCGUCCCUGUGUCGCCACGCAACUGUACAGUGCUCCGAGCUCUUGCACUCUCCGUUUUAUUUCAUGCAAACCGUUCAUACCGCCGGUUUUAUAUCGUUUUCCCUUCGGUCAGAGAGAGGGUGUCUCUCGUGUUUGGUUUACUUUGGUUUACGUCGUGCUUUCGAGUGGACACCGGUGGAUGGGUGAUAUUCUUGUUUUUACGGAGGGAGUUUUAAGAGAGUUGGGGGAGGGAGGGAGGCAGUUUGGUCUAGCAGGAAAAUGUCACGAGUCGAGUAACAUUUAUUUUAGCCGCUACGUUUACCGACCACGCGUACGUCUGAGAAGGGAUUAAACGUGAAAUUGAAUUUUGCACGGCUCUCUGUGAAAAGUUAAUUGUGCGCUGUUGCGCGACACGAGGCAGAUAUUAUUUUAUUAAUUCCCUCGCGUUCGUAUUAUUCGCCGGAUCGAGAACGCUUCGAAGUUUUUAAAUUAUUAUUAGUAAAAAUAAAAAAGGAGAAAUCAUUGCACAUCGAUAACUUUUUCGAAUUGGAUUAUUCCUUGAAUUGAUUCGCAAAGAAUUAGGUUAGUGAAAAUAUAUGGAAAAUUAACAAGCAUUUUUAUCCGUUGACAAAAAUUUAUAUAUUUCGCGAGAGGCAGAAAUUUAAUCAAAGUAAAUCAGAAACAAUUAUCUCGCGAAGAGGCGUGAAAUGGGAUAUCGAGGCGUGGUCAGGUGCGAAGUUGGAAAUGGCGCGAAUCUCGAAUGAAAGGGAGGAUUUAAGCGCAAAUCUGGCGUCCGGAUGACGAGCGGAUGGUGGAAAAUCUUGGGAGUGGUGCUAAACCGAGUGUCGAUAUUAAUACCAAAAUCCGUAUUAAGAAGGAGGAGACCGACCUCGUUUCUGGCGCUCGAAAAUCGCCUCCGCAACGUGCUCGAGAAGUCGAAAAUUUAACCGGUCCUCACGAAGCCGAAAUCUCUUGGCAAGGAGAAAUAACAUUUCGGGAAACUUGUUACGACCGAAAACAUGUUUCGCCAACUUAUCGCGUGAUUACGUUUCUUCGGUGUAGGGUCUGCCAUCAUUCCGUCCUGGAUUGUGGAUUCUAAAAUUUCGAAAUUUUUCUGUUUAUUGUGAAAGAUUGUGACAAAUAUUUGCUUUGUUGCGAAAUUUUCUAACCCGCAAAUGUAUAUACACAGUAUAGAAUAUUCGAUCCUGUUUCACUAUUACUGAUAAAUAUAUUAUAGAUUUUUAUACGAUUAAAAACUAUUGUGUAAAAUAUCAUAAAACAUCGAGUAUUCAGAAAAUUGAGAAAAUCAGUAACCUAUAGAGAGAUAUUCAGUAACCUAUAUUUUCUUUAACUUUAACUUACGAAAUAAACGAGUUGAUCAAUUAACAAAGUUAUCAAGAUGAUAUACGAUUGAUCGAUAGCAUAUACGAAAAAAAGGGAGCCUCGUAUUAAUUAAACAAAUCGAAUAUUUCCUUCAGCCUUAAUUUCCCCUCGAUCCUAUACGUCAAUCAUCCCCUAAACACACUCUAAAACUAAUCAACGGACAACAAGAAACUUCAUUCGAAUCCAUCCAUCGGUUAAUCAAUUAAUCAAUCACAGGAACCGAGACUAACAACGAGACCGCAGUGACGGAACAGAACGAAACUCCACUUUCCUCGCCAACUUCCAUACGAGUGUACAUGCCAAGAAACUGUUCCCAACCUCCUCAAAAUCGAAGAUUUUCCACUUGGAUGCCCGUUAAUCGAGUCGAAAAAUAAUCGAGAGGAGAUUAGACGAGAGCGAGAGGAGAGGGGAGGGGAAAAAAUCCAAGUUUCCAAGUGGAAAAUCUCGCGCCAACAUCUCUGAGACGAACUGUUCGCGCCAAACUUUCUCCUGCAUUGCGGAGAGGCUAGGACCUGAAAGCUCGGUCUUCUAAUAAACUUGCCGCGAUGCAAAACGUGGAGGAUUCCUUUUCUCUUGUGCACGUGCACGCGUCUGCGCAAUCUCCCCAUCCCGUUUGUAUGUGGCGUAGGGCUUGAUUGUGGCGCAGCGGCGCGGAAGUGCGGAAAUUUUCUGGACAAAAGGAUCCGUGGAGAAUGAGGUCGGCCGGAAUCGGCUUUGCGAACGGGGCGUAAGAAGUUGGGAAUUAAGAGGAAGUUGUAGUCGGAGGGAAAAGGAUGCCGAUCGGUCGAGAGAUAUGGCGCGUCGAUCGCGGCACAACUUGGGGGAUAUUUCAUUUUUCGAUCCUUCCGAUCAGGAAGAUGUUCUUGCAUUGGAAUUAAGGCGAAUUAAGGGUAAGAAGUUUCGUAUGAAAAGAGGAUUUCGUCGAGAGUUAUAUCGCGAUAUGGUUGUUCAAGCAAGAGAAUGUGGUUUGUAUUUCUUAUUGUUUAUCGUAUUUCUUAUGUCUUAAUCGAGUUUAGAUUUCUUUUCUUGGAAUAUGAUAAUGCGUGUUGAUAUAUAUUAUCAACGAUAUUGAAUUUAUCGUGUCAAGAGUAUCUAAUAAUUAUCGCGUUGAUAUAUUAUCAUAUAUUAUAAUUUUCCGCUUCAAAAUCGCGGAUAUAUAUUUAAAUAUUUUAUCGAAUCGUUCCGAUGUGUUUCAUCGUUGAAAUUCGAAAAUCGAUGGUGGAAAAUAUGCGGAUUCGACGCAUUCUCAGCGACUCAAUAUCAAUUCCCGUUUAAAAGCUUUCAAUCAGUUUUAUCAAGUUUUACCGAUUUCGUGCCUUUUGUACGUUACAAUGGAAUCCACCAGCCGUUUCCAUCCUGUGACGUUUACGAAAAGUGGAAACUGUUAAUACGGUUAAGCAUAAUUUCACAUACGCCUGGUUUUGUUUCGGCGUGGCCGUAAAACGCGCAACCCGGCCGAGAAACGAAAUUCUCGUUUAGAGAGGGCACAAAGGGCCAGGUUAGACACAAAAGGCGUAAUCAGAGCUUUGUUCGCGGUCACCAUGGUGAUAUUUAUUUUCAUUGUGCAAUUAUUGCCGUAAAUGUCCAUUCCUAAUGCGAAACGUUGCCGCGUUUAAGUCGGCGAGAAUUUCGCUCACACGCGUGCCGGCUUAUUUUCCUCGUGAAUUUCGCGUAAGCGGAUUCUGUCAAUUUGUUGGUAAAUCGGCGCCGGUUGAACUUUCAUUAUCCCCGUAAUGACGUAAUUGGUUAAAAAUACGGGAGGGAGGGAGAAACGUAGCGUAGAUUUUCGAUCAUAAAUUUUCAUCUCAAUAAUUUGUAAAUUUAUUUCGAAGCAGCAAAAAAUUGAAUCCGAAUUUUGAUACGUUUU